AUGCGCAAAGUUGGCAUCUUCAUCGAUGGCGUCCCUGUCAUCAAAGCCGGCGAAGUUACCCGCAAUGCGAUGAUUCGCUUCAGUCGUCUGGCUUCCCAUCAAGUUCUCGACCAGGAACAGUCAUCCGCACAUCUGCCUGUAACGUGUUACACACGUACGGUGCAGCAGGUUCUGGCUUGGGUCGAGCAAACAUCUGCAUCACCAGGCGACCACCGGCACUACGACUUCCCCAUGGCUGAAUCUCUUCAGGAAAACGCUCGAAUCUACACGAAUAUGAUGCUCAUGGGCAUGCGUCCGGACGUCCUAUUUCGGAUGGCAUCCUGGAUCUGUGACAACUUCACGACUACAUGGCGCUCACUGGCUCACAAUGAUCUUCAUAGGAUUGAUUUGUGGUUCUGCCAUCUGCUCUGGGAGCCCCAGACGCUUCUUAGGGAUCCGGUCUUCCGCAUGAUCGUCCAUACGUUUGCGUUUGGCCUCCAGCACAACCAGCUUCUCAACCUCCAAGAGCUUCAGGAGUACUUGCAGGAAGAUUGCCCGACGUUGUGGGAAGGUAUUCGAGCUGUGGGUCCUGUGCGGUAUCCCACCCGUGAUCUGGUUGCUGAUCUGACGAUCUUCCCGUUGUCGCCUCGCUGGCGUAACCUCCGCAGACCCAUGCAACCACCAAACGCGCGAAUGCGCCUCCAAGCCCAUGCUGAGGCCACCCCUGACUCCACCGUUGCAAGCCCAAUCCAAUCUCCUGUUUCUAUCUCUCCCUCCCCUCGUCGGCUCAUCACCUACCCGAUCACCUCUCGCAGGCCCUCUCCAUCUUAUGCAAACACCCACACCCAUCUCUCAUCACCAACCCAGCCAUCAACGCCAUCCGAAUCUUCCUUCCCGUUUGCCGACAACCCGAUCGCAUGGUCGCCACUGCCGGAAGGUUGGCCUUCAACAAUUUCCGUUAGCGGGCUUAGGGACUUGGGCCUGGAUGGAGUCUUCAUGGUCACAGUGCUGUCCUCUCAAUCGAGCUCUGCUGCGAGCAGUGCGGUGGUUGAGGAAGACGACGAUCUACCGUAUGCUGAGCGUGAGGAUUAG
Trematosphaeria pertusa is the source of this 1071-nucleotide messenger RNA. RefSeq lists its product as uncharacterized. The record is from RefSeq and is a predicted model, not a curated record. The transcript has a single exon. NCBI's taxonomy places the organism in Eukaryota, Fungi, Ascomycota, Dothideomycetes, Pleosporales, Trematosphaeriaceae. Bases 1 to 1071 code for a protein of 356 amino acids.